Schistosoma haematobium is the source of this 1005-nucleotide messenger RNA. RefSeq lists its product as uncharacterized. The transcript has 6 exons. Gene Ontology annotation, biological process: microtubule-based process. NCBI's taxonomy places the organism in Eukaryota, Metazoa, Platyhelminthes, Trematoda, Strigeidida, Schistosomatidae. Bases 191 to 748 code for a protein of 185 amino acids. Gene Ontology annotation, cellular component: dynein complex. The record is from RefSeq and is a predicted model, not a curated record. Gene Ontology annotation, molecular function: calcium ion binding.
GUUAGAAUUUUGUUAUUAUUAAUGGAUGUUUGAAGCUCUGGUGAAUUUUAGUAGCUUAUUACGUCUUUUUAUUCCGAUUAAGAUUGAACUAUACUCUUGAGUAAUAAUGUCUGAAUAGACAUUUGUCUACUAUAUAAUUGGAAAAAUAGACAUACUGCAAACUAUCACAAUAGACGAAUUACAAGCAUACAUGGUGAGAAAUGAUAUGGAACCUGCUUUCGUAGCGAGAUGGCAAGAAUUAUUCGAUCCUCAAAAAACAGGCAUAAUUACACUUUCAAAAUUUUGUGAUGUAUUAGGAUUGGAACUGGAGACUUUACGAUUCAAAUAUGUUGAACAAGAAGAAUUAAAGGUGGCAACAGAUUUACAUUCUUCACUGGAAAAUGUACAUGAAUUUCGAAAGAAUGGUCAAACAAAUAAUCACGUAAAUAAUAUAAAUAAUGCAAACAAUGGAUUACCAAAUGAAUUAAUCAAGCCAAUUGAUUAUCAAGAGAUCUCUGGUGAUAUGCCAGAAGAAUUGAAAGAGACAAUCUUCACUAUAGUUACAGAAGGUGAAGACAUUUACCACAACAAUGAUAAAGAACUAGUUAAAUGGAUCAAAUUACGUUUGGACAAGCAUUAUAAACGUUUAUGGCAUUGUGUAAUUGUACGAGGUCAAUACUCAUCAUUCUAUUCUUAUCAACCAGGUUAUUCAUUUUGUUUCCGUCAUGGACCACGUGUAUUUCUAUUGUUUAAAACACCGAAUACUUAAAAGAAAUUAUUAUUUGUAUGUUUGCUUGUGUAUUUCUAAUCGUUUCUACAUAUCAUCAUUGAAGUCAUUUAACCGCCCAUACAUUCUUAGCAACGACAGCAAAGUGAACAAGAUAUAGAAUAAAACAUACCGGAUCUACCAAUUACGAUUUAUUUUAAUGCGGUUGUAUAAGUUAAAACAAAAGAAAACCUUCGCUCCUAACCGAGCUGUAAUUCUUUAAUCUUUUUGUUUAACAUGGAAUUUUUUUCUAGUUAUUA